Molecule: messenger RNA, 1827 nt
Organism: Scaptodrosophila lebanonensis
Lineage: Eukaryota; Metazoa; Arthropoda; Insecta; Diptera; Drosophilidae
Product: cytochrome P450 6a2-like
Exons: 2
Coding region: 60-1562 (500 amino acids)
Molecular function (GO): iron ion binding; heme binding; oxidoreductase activity, acting on paired donors, with incorporation or reduction of molecular oxygen
Source: RefSeq, a predicted model, not a curated record
AGAGCCGCCACCCACGCGGUCAGAAUAAAUACAAAUUAGGAGGAACCAACAACGUCAUAAUGUUUUGCGGGGUGAGUCUCGCACUAAUCGUCGCGAUCGUUGGGUUAGCGUUAGUUUUUCUCAAAUAUCGCUAUAACUAUUGGGCACGGCGGGGCGUAGUGCACGAUAAACCCACUUGGUUGAAGGGCAAUAUAGGCACUGUCGGCAAGACAACGACUAUUUGCGAACCUAUACGGGAUUUUUAUAACAAAUACAAGAACAAAUCGCCUUUUGGUGGAUUCUAUUUUCCGCUGAGGCAUGUAGCCCUGCUGCUCGAUUUGGAGCUCGUGAAACAAGUGCUAAUUAAGGACUUUGGCAACUUCGCGCACCGCGGCAACUACUACAAUGAGGUGGAUGAUCCCAUCUCAGCGCAUUUGUUCAACUUGGAUGGUCCGGGCUGGAAGGAAAUGCGCACCAAAUUAACACCCACAUUCACCUCCCUGAAGAUGCAUCAAAUGCUGCCUACUGUGGUGGAGAUAGGCGAACGCUUUGUGGCUGUGAUACAGAGGGAUGUAGACGCCUCACUCGCCAUAUCAGCUCCAGAAACGCCCAUUGAAAUGAAGGACUUGCUCGCCAGAUUUACCACCGAUGUCAUAGGCAGCUGCGCUUUUGGUCUGGACUGCAACAGUCUGGCCAACCCCAAUGUUGAGUUCCGCGUCUUUGGUCGCAGGGUAUUCACGGAGCGUCGUCAUGGACGUUUGGCGUUUGCCUUUUUGCAGUCAUUUCCAAAGCUCGCCCGACACUUGCAUAUAAAAUUGGCACGUGAUGAUGUCAGCGAUUUUUAUAUGCGCGUUGUACGAGAGACUCUGGAAUAUCGGGAUCAACAUAAAGUGCAGCGCAAUGAUUUCCUCAAUUUACUGAUGGAGCUCCGCAAAGAGAGUGGCGGUGGUCUAACCUUCAAUCAAAUAGCCGCACAAGCAUUCGUAUUCUUCCUAGCUGGAUUCGAAACUAGUUCCAGUACAAUGGGAUUUGCGCUUUAUUUGCUGGCGAUGCAUCCAGAGACACAAAAGAGAGCGCGUGAGGAAGUGCAGAGAGUGUGGGCUAAGUACGGGGAGUUCAGCUAUGAGGCCUACAAGGAAUUCAAGUACAUACAACAAGUUAUUUAUGAAACCAUGAGAAUGUAUUCCAUUGCACCCAUACUUGCACGGAAGGCUAUCAACGACUACGAAGUAUCAGGCACUUCACAUAUUAUUGAGGCAGGGACUACUGUUAUCAUACCAGUUGACGCCAUACAUUAUGAUCCCGAUAUUUACCCAGAGCCGGAACGCUUUGACCCUGAUCGUUUUGCACCCGAGGCUGUGGAGCAGCGCCACCCCAUGUCUUGGCUGCCUUUUGGAGCGGGUCCACGUAAUUGCAUCGGCUUGCGUUUUGGUGAAAUGCAGUCCGUCAUCGGCUUGGCCAUGCUGCUCAAGCAUUUCCAAUUCUCUGCCGCCAAAGAGACUCCUAUACCAUUAGAAAUAGACAAGGAAAGUUUUAUACUAGCCUCGAAAGGGGGCAUUGUAUUAAAUGUGCAGUCACUCUAACAAGAACACAUAAUGCAAAUAAUUAGGCACAAAUAUAAUAUGUAUUCGGAAUAUAAUUCAAACAGGUAUACAACAUUUUUAAUAAGUUCAAUAUGUUGGUAUAGUUUAUAAAAAAAUAAAAAUUUAAACGACAAAGUAAUGGUCCGUAAAAUCUGUUGUUGUGUUCUCAAUUCAACCAUAACAAUAGAUCGGAUCAGCGGAACCUGUGAACGAACUCCAAAAAAAUAACUUAAUAUAAUAAAAAAAAAAUAUGGAAAAACAUUAA